AACAAAUGAAGUAGCAGUGAUGAAAAGGUGCGGUAGACUCGGAUCCUGUCUCCCCAAGAACAAAGUUCCAAAUUUAUCCAUUCAUCUAGCUUUAUAAUUUUAAGCCCCCCAACAAAAGAGAAAAAAAAUCUCUCUUUCUCCUUUUCUUUCUCUGUCUGUAAGAUUUUCUUGGUUUCAAAACCUAGGGGGAGGGUUGUAGAAGUAGCAGGAAAUGAGUGAACACCACCACCAGUACGGACUGCCAGAUCUCCGGCAACUGGUGGCCGGAAGAGCUCAUUUUCAAGGAACCCAGCAAGGUAACGAGCCAUUCUUUGUUCAAAGUAGGAAUCUUGUACCACAAACACACCACUUUGAGUCCAUUAUGGUUGGUCAUGAAGCAAUGUUGCCUAGUGGUUUAGUCAAGCUUGGCGGGCGUCAUCAUGAUCAUUAUUGCACCAAUGCCACUAAUAUUAUUACUAAUAAUACUAUAACUAGUGCUACAAUUGGGACUAGCAGUUCAGCUGGUGCUGGUACACUAUACGGAGUAGAAAUGGAAAAUGCUACUGCUGCUGGGUGGAUUGGAAAUGAUGGAGGCAAUAAUAGUAGAUGGCCAAGACAAGAGACUCUUACACUUCUUGAGAUCAGAUCUAGGCUCGAUUCCAGGUUCAAGGAGGCUAAUCAAAAAGGUCCAUUAUGGGAUGAGGUUUCUAGGAUCAUGGCCGAGGAACAUGGGUAUCAGAGAAGUGGCAAGAAAUGUAGAGAGAAGUUUGAGAACUUGUACAAGUACUACAAGAAGACCAAGGAAGGUAAAGCUGGGAGACAAGAUGGGAAGCACUACAGGUUCUUUAGACAGCUUGAAGCCCUUUAUGGAGAACCCAGCAACCAAGCUCCAGCCUCGGAAACCCAUUUUGCAAACAACACUCUUCUUUAUCAAACUCCAUUGAGCAACACCAUCAACCAAGAAAGUCAAGAAACAUUUCAAGAAAACAAGCAUAGUGAAAGUCUGAGUUUCUCCAACACGUCUGAAUUUGAGACUUCCUCGUCAGAAAACAAUGAUGAUGACCUUUCAGCUAUUGCUUACAACAUGAUGAACCGAUCAACGGAAAAGCAGAAAGGGGUAAAUGAGAGUCAAAGUCUUGCAGGGCCUAAAAAGAGUUGGAGAACAAAAGUUGAGGACUUUGUGGACUCACAGAUGAGGAAGUUGAUGGAGAAACAAGAUGCCUGGAUGGAGAAAAUGUUGAAGACCAUUGAAGAUAGAGAGUAUGAGAGAAUGUGUAGAGAGGAAGAGUGGACAAAGCAAGAGUUGGCUCGGUUCGAUCGGGAACAUGAAUUUUGGGCUAAAGAGAGAGCAUGGAUUGAAUCUAGAGAUACUGCAUUAAUGGAAGCCUUGAAGAAACAUGCAGAGAAAGGAUCGGGACUGUCAUCGUCAGUUGAGCAUAUUGCAGUAGCAACUCAAAGGCACAACAACAACCAGGACAGCACUAGUGCUAAAAAGAUUCAGAAAGACAAGUUCAACAACAUUAUAUGGACCGAGCCCGAGAUUCUAAGCUUCAUACAGCUCAGGACUUCCAUGGAAUCAAGAUUUCAAGAAAGUGGGUAUUCGAAUGAAGGACUUUGGGAAGAGAUAGCAGAAGAAAUGGCUAGUUUAGGCUAUGAUAGGAGUGUGGACGAGUGCAAGGAGAAAUGGGAAAGCAUGAAUAUCUACCUUAACAUGACAACAGAGUCUAACAAGAAGCGGAAAGAUCAGGAUUUAAGGACCAACGAUUAUUUUCAGCUGCUUGAAUCCUAUAAUGGCAUGAAUUCAUCACCUUCUAAUUCUUAUUUGGGUACUCAAGUGAAUGAUAACAGCUGCUUUCAGGUUCAAAUAAAUGAAGGAGAUCAGCAGCAGCAUUUGUGGAAUACUAACAAGUUUGACUUGAAGCUCAACAAGGAGAAGAACCAGCAAGUUUGGCACAAGUAAUUAAUAAUUAAUUAGAUGAUAUUUUCAGUUGUUUUUCUUUAAUUAGUUCUAUAGAUGUCAAUUAACUUGUUAAUCAUGAGACUUAAGGUGGUAGCUAUUGCCAUAUUGUGUGACAUUUGGGGAUGAGAGGUUGUUCAUUUGUGUAAGUAAGAACUGACUAGGGAGUUUAUUAGACCAUGAAAUCCAUGUCUUUCGUGGCCAGAACAUAAAGGCCUGAGGGUUUUUACUAAAAACAAAAUAGAUGGUUUUUUUUAUA
This is a messenger RNA of Populus nigra (black poplar), 2195 nucleotides long. RefSeq names its product trihelix transcription factor PTL-like. The transcript has 2 exons. NCBI's taxonomy places the organism in Eukaryota, Viridiplantae, Streptophyta, Magnoliopsida, Malpighiales, Salicaceae. The coding region runs from base 212 to 1939 and encodes 575 amino acids. The record is from RefSeq and is a predicted model, not a curated record.